Manihot esculenta (cassava) is the source of this 3130-nucleotide messenger RNA. RefSeq lists its product as uncharacterized. The transcript is spliced from 5 exons. The record is from RefSeq and is a predicted model, not a curated record. NCBI's taxonomy places the organism in Eukaryota, Viridiplantae, Streptophyta, Magnoliopsida, Malpighiales, Euphorbiaceae. Bases 493 to 1866 code for a protein of 457 amino acids.
AACUAUAAAAUUCAGUGAAGAGAGCGAAAAGAGAAAGAAGCAGCGAGGCAAAGUUCUGGUAAAAGCACGGUGCUUGAUUUCUCAGGGAAAGUCAACCACUUAAACCCUCUACAUCUACAGAUUUGCUUCCUUAUCAAACCCUAAUCAGAUUUCUAAAGAAAAUUGCAGCCCCACGACUUGAGUUUGUUUCUAGCUUCCCCUGGCAAACGAUCAAAGGUGUUGUUCAAGUUGAGGUGAAGAGUUGAAUCCAUGUUUGUGAAAUAACUUCCAGGACUGGUGGCACUUGGUACUCGUAUAUGUGGUAUCUUCUUUAAUGUAUCAUUUUCUGUACUCUUAUGGGAAGUUGGAAUUUUCAUCCAAUUAUCAGAAUCAUGAUGGCCAAAAAAAUGACUAAGAAGGACUAUUUCCAACUGAUAUUAACAUGCCACAAAUUGUGUAACUAAUGUAUGUUUCCAUCUGUGGUAAAUUGAGAAAAUAGAUACAGCAGAAAGAAUGUCAAGGGGCCAGUCUCAGCAAAGAAAUGAUUCUCAGAAGAGGGCUUUAGAAAGGAGCAAAUUGAAGGGAAAAGCCAAUAAUGUCAUUGACAUUGAUGCUGACAGAAACCCAAAUUUUAUCAUCAUUGAUGUCCCAGAAACUUCGGAAGGGAAGUCUCCUGAUACUAGCAUGUCUGGAAAGGGCAAAAAACCAGCAUGUAGGAAUGUUAUUUGUAUUGACGAUGACGAUGAUGAAAGUGGUCAUUGUGGCAGUUCACUGGAUGGUUUUGAAGAGGGUGGAAGUGAAGAUGCUUGUUUCGCAUCAAGUAAGAGAUCUCAGCAUUCUUGUAAUCAAGGAAAGAAACUAUCCUCAAAGUCUUAUCUUUAUCGCCAAAAAUUUUCCUCUGGUACUUCUUGUGAGGAUGAUGAUUCUGAUUGUGACAUCAUGGAAGAUAAUCAGGGAAAUAUCCGUCAACAGUGGCAAGAGGCUUCAUUGAGGAAGAAGAUGUUUGAGAAUUCCCCAAAAUGUCAAUCUGUUCUUUGGGAUAAGGAUGGUCCUGCUGGAUUUAAUAUCAAUUCUCAAAAUAAUGUGGAUGUAAGGAAAACAGCUAAAGUGCCAACUCCUUGUUCAAGCUAUGAAAAUCAUGAAAGUGGUAACUUCAAGCCAUCUGCAUGUAUUGAUGGAGAUGCAGGUGGUUCUACUAAUACGUCAAAUGGAAAGAAUCAGCACACAGAUUUGGAAGGUACCAUCUGGAGUGAGAUGUGUGAAAAUCCUCCCAGCACUCGAGUAGAAAAUGAGAGUGCUUCCAAACCUUCCACAAAUACUCAACUACAGGUGGAAGUCAAUCCUCGUCUAUUUAUUUCAAUUAGUGACGAUCCAUCUGACGUUCAAAACUAUAUUAUUGGAAAUAGAGAAAUGCUCAAGAAAACUGAGGCUUUUAAACUUGCUCAAGAAGAAGAAUGGACAUCCAGACAAAGAGAGUUACAAAGUCAGGCAGAAGAAGCCCAGCGUUUACGCAAAAGAAGAAAAGCUGAGACUCUACGUCUAUUGGAAACAGAGAGAAGACAGAAACAACGGGUGGAAGAGGUUCGAGAGGCACAGAAAAAGGAUGAGGAAACUCUGAAUUUGAAAGAGCAGCUUCGCAUUGAGGUAAGGAGGGAAUUGGAUAAACUGGAAGCUAAUAGUAAAGAUAUGGCUUCACUUCUUCAUGGCCUUGGAAUCAAUAUUAAAGGUGGUCUUUACCCAUUGCCUUCUGAGGUACGUGCUGCUUAUAAACAAGCUCUUCUUAGGUUCCAUCCAGAUCGAGCAUCAAGGAGUGACAUUCGCCAACAAAUUGAAGCCGAGGAAAAAUUUAAGCUGAUUUCUCAUGCAAAAGAGAAAUUUAUGUUGUGAUUCGCGAAAAAUAUGAUUUAUUUCCAAAUUUUGAUCAGUCUAGCCAAUCCUUUUGUUACAUAGUUUUUUUUUUUUUUUUUUCCAAAAUUUUGUUAAAUUCUGUUACAUAGGUUGAGCAUAUGUUGUCAGAAUCUUGUCAUAACUAAGCCAUUAGGUCCUUAGCCUUUUGAUAAUAUCAUAGUAAUAACCAUGUUUAUAAUCUUUUACACGACGAUACAAGUUAGUGUGCAAAACGAGUAUGAUAGACGUGAAUGUUAAGAUGGAUGUUUGGUGACAAGAUGCUGGAUAGGAUUAGAGAUGACUACAUCCAUUGGAGAAAGCGUGUAGCACAUAGGAGAUAAAAUGAGAGGGUCGUUUAAGAUGGUUUGUUCAUGUCUAACUGAGUGCUAAUGUCCUAAUAUGAAAGUGUAACAAGUUAGUAGAAGAAUGAGUUGAAAAAGGGAAGAGGGUGAUUUAAAAUGACGUAAAGAAGAGUAAUAUUAAAGGGUUUACAAGUUUUGAAUAUUAAUGCGGAUUGAAUGUCUAAUAAAGCUGAACGGUGACAAAUAAUUUAUAUAGUCAGCCUUAAUUAAUCCGGCUUAUUUGUUAUUGUUGUUGCACUUAGCUGAAUAAUUGUAUGACUUAGCUGAAUAAUUGUAUGACUUGGAUUUCAUGUGCUUCUGUUCUGUUUGCCAUAGCAAUCUAGUAAUAUUAAAGGAUUUACAAGUAUUAAAUAUUAAUGCGGACUUGAUGUUUAACAGAGGUGAAUGAUAACAAAGAAUUCAAAUAGUCAGCUUUAGCUGGUAGUUGUUACUGUAGUAGCAUUUAGCUGAAUGGUUGUGUGACCCAGAUUUUGUAUGCUUAUGAUUUUCAUAUUUGCUGGUAGCAGUCUAAGAAGCUCCAUAGCAGAAAGAAAAGGGGCAGAAGUGUGCAAGCUGAAAUGGAAUGAAAGUUGUGUUGAAUCAUAUAUGACGUUGUGUCGUGAAAUGUUGUGUUGAAUUCUUCUUCUUUUGUAUUGUUCUUAGGAUUCAAAAUUUUGGCAGGUUGGAAGAAAACUUUCCUUUAUUAGCUCACAAGCUUGUCAAGUACUAGGGCUGUAACGUCAGCACACUGGUGGUUAGUGCACUAAGAUCUGAGCGUUACAGAACCAACUAUUUGUGAAGAGUUGGAAAGGUAUAGAUUUGCAUAAUAUUUCUAGAUUUGGUUUUUUGCUUUUAUAGCCAGCGGUUCUCUUGACUUUUGGAUUGCCUAUGCAAGAUGAAAAACCUUAUUAUUCUCCUUGUCA